Molecule: messenger RNA, 843 nt
Organism: Clonostachys byssicola
Lineage: Eukaryota; Fungi; Ascomycota; Sordariomycetes; Hypocreales; Bionectriaceae
Source: the annotation of a GenBank genome assembly
AUGGAGAAGCUUUCACCGGCCGUUGCUAUCUACCGACCAACUACUGCCUCUACCUCGAGCGACAUUACAUCCGAUCCAGCCCUAGUAAUCGUCGCCACGUGGACCGACGCAUCAAGCACGCACAUCGCCAAGUACAUCACCAAGUACCGGGAACUCUACCCCAAAGCACAGAUCCUACUCAUCCGGAAUACAUCGAAGCUCUUCUUCAACCGACCGUCCAUAGGGCCUGCCGUACAGCCUGCUGUCAGCGUCGUCCGAGCAGCCGUUGCCGCUGUGCCGGUAUCGGCUGCUUCUCGUUCAUCUUCACACAUCUUGCUACACAUCUUUUCUAACGGAGGAUCAUCGAGUGCUGGAUCCCUCUACGAACAAUACGCCGCGACAGCCACAGAGGGCCAGGACAAACAGUUUCCUCGCCAUGUUACCAUCUUUGACUCUGCCCCUUCCACCAACUUCCGCAUGAGGCAAGCUGUGGCCUUCUUCACCGUUGGACUAUCGCCUAUACAACGCAUUAUUGCAGCCCCCUUUCUCUACUUGGCGGCAGCGAGCUAUACACUGGUGCUUUGGCUCAGACUGAUCGCUGAUAUACAAACAAGGUGGAGCAAUCACCACAAUAGGCCAGAUCUGGUGCUGGAAGCCCGUAGGACUUAUAUCUACAGUGACACGGAUGCUAUAGUUCACCCAGAUGAUGUCGAGCAGCACGCGCAGGAAGCAGAGAAGGCGGGUUAUGCGGUGAGAAGAGAGAAGUUUAUCGCUUCAGCGCACGUAUCACACUCGAGGAAAGAUGCAACGAGAUACUGGGAGGUUGUGACAAGUACAUGGGACGGGAACUACCCUGCAAACUAG